Polistes dominula (European paper wasp) is the source of this 2484-nucleotide messenger RNA. It is a transcript of the gene MED28, whose product is annotated as mediator complex subunit 28. Gene Ontology annotation, cellular component: mediator complex. The record is from RefSeq and is a predicted model, not a curated record. NCBI's taxonomy places the organism in Eukaryota, Metazoa, Arthropoda, Insecta, Hymenoptera, Vespidae.
CUCUUUAACCUAAGUGCCUGGGUCAGUUUAGAUAAUGUUGGGGUAAUUAUAGAAUUUGUUAGUUAUCAGGUUUGCUCACAUUGUAUAAGUAUAUAUUUUAUGCAAAUAAUUCCAAGCUGUAUUAAAUAAUGAUAACUUAAGUGGUCAUAUAACAUAAGAUUUCUACAAAAAAUGGAUUUGUUUUCUUGAAUCUCUUAUUUUUGAAUUUUAUCUACUAAUCUGUUGUUAAAAUUCUUUAAAUCACUUUAGACAUUUUGGAUUUAAUACGAAUUUAGCAGUUCUUGGUUAUGAAUUUGAAAUUCGAGCAAUUGCAUAAUAAACUCCAAUUUUUCUAUUUACCGGCUCAUAAAUAUCAAAACUGCUGGUUAUUGAGAAAAAGGAGUAAUACGAUAUUUAAACAUUAUAUAGACAGUAUUACAUAUGAAUAACAAUCAAAAUGGCAACACCAACCAAUGGUAAUGGUAACCUUGUUGAUGAAUUUGAAGAAGCAUUUCAGCAAUGUUUAAGUAUAUUAACAAGGGACGAAGGUUCAAGCAAUAGCGGAAUGGGUGUAAGCAGUGGUUUAACGAUAGAUAAAGAAGAAGCUCGUUGCGAAGUAGAUCAAGUCACUUUAAGGUUUACAGAUUUGGCUAGACAAAUGGAAGCUUUCUUUCUACAAAAAAGAUUUUUACUAUCAGCGUUAAAACCAGAAUUGGUAGUAAAAGAGGACAUAUCUGAUUUAAGGCUGGAAUUAGCACGCAAAGAAGAUUUGAUUAAGAGACAUUAUGAUAAAAUUGCAGUUUGGCAAAAUUUGUUAUCAGAUUUGCAAGGAUGGGCUAAAUCUCCUGCACAAGGACCUGCACCUAAUGGACUACCAAAUGGAUCUCAAGGUGGUCAAACACAACAAGCCGGUAAUGGUAGUGGUGGAUCUACUAUGCAGCAACAACAGCAGUUAUUACAACAUCAACAACAAUUACAACAGCAACAACAACAACAGCAAUUACAUCUACAGCAACAUCAAAUGCAACAACAGCAACUUCACCAACAACAGGUGCAACAAGGUACAGGUCCUCCACCAACAUCGGGUCUUCAAGGAGUCAGUGUCUCAGUCGGGCAACAAGGCAUGUUUAUGGCUCAGGGUGGAGUAGGAGUAACCGGUGGUAGACCUACUGGUUUUCCAGUUGGUGGUGUUGGAAGUAGUGCACUUCAAGGCCCAUUGGCUUUCCUAGAAAAGACAACGAGCAACAUAGGGAUGCCUGAAAGGCGGAGUUGACGCGGAAGGGGGAGGGGCCGGGGUCGGAGUCGAGGAAGAGGUCGAGGAAGAGGACGAGGUGGAGGAGGAAGUUUACCACCACCGCCGUCUCUUCUCGAUCCAUCGGACCCCUCAUCCUAUGCUGCUGCUGCCGUAGUCGCAGCUGUUACGGCAGCGCCCCUUCCCUCACAACAGCAGCAACCUCCGCCGUCAUGUACAUGAGGAUAUUUUUAGCAAUUAAUUUUCAUCUAAAAGUUGCAUUACAUCUUCCUCUUCAUAUCUUGUAUUAUUUAGAAUUUCAUAAUGAUUAAAGCGAUUUUUAUAUAUUAAUAUAAAAAUCCUUUAACAAUUGCAGCUUGUGGUACGGGUCUAGAAUAUUGUGUGUUGAAGUUACUUAUGUACAGAUUUAUAGAAUUAAUAAUUUAUAAAUAUCAGGGUAUCAGCGAAGAAGCAACAUAUUUUAACAAUACUAGUUUUAUUGCUUUAUUAUGAAUUAAAAUUAUCAACAUACAAAGAUUAUUACAUAGAAUUCUAUGUUUUUGUUUUGUAUUAAUUAUAAAGUUUACAAUGGUUUAUUAAUCAUAUCAGUUUAUAUUGAUCUUUUUUAAAAGAUAACAAAUUAAAGAAAAUUCAACAUGAUGUUAUUGUAAAACAAUAAAUCGCGAAGAGUUUCUAAUUGCGUAUAAAAUUGACAAGUAUUGUACAUAACAAAAGUUAUACCAUAGAAAUGCGAUGAUAUAUAUGAGUUGAUAUCUCAGUUCAUUUUCUUUAAUUUAUAAUUACUAUUAGCUAAUAAAAGAAUCUUUAGAUAUUGAGAAUGUGAGAAGUUGUAUGUAUUUUCGUAUGUAUGUAUGCAUGCAUGUAUGUAUGUAUGUACGUAUGUAUGUAUGUAUGUAUGUUGUACGUAACGAAAAUAGUAAACACAUUUAUUUGUAAUCACUAUAUAUUGUACGUAUAAUUCUAUUGGUUAUGUUAUUAUGAACAAAUAACUAUUGUUUUAUUAUGCACACGACUAUAUUACAUUGUCUUAUUGAUUUCUUACAAAUUCCAUUAUUUGGUUAAAGGAUGUACUAAAAAUAAUAUAUGAUAUUUAUUAUAGAAUUUGUUUGUUAUGAUUUCUACAAAAUAAUGCUAUUUCAAAUAAAAGACAAAUUAAACACGCAAUGAUGUCGACAUUUUAUAAUUGUACUGUAAAUGCAUUCAUCUUGUAAAAUGAUAUAAAUACAACUUUCAUACGUAUUCAAUCAUUAACA